This is a messenger RNA of Pyrus x bretschneideri (Chinese white pear), 1100 nucleotides long. Its product is annotated as probable xyloglucan endotransglucosylase/hydrolase protein 33. The transcript is spliced from 4 exons. The record is from RefSeq and is a predicted model, not a curated record. Gene Ontology annotation, biological process: cell wall biogenesis; xyloglucan metabolic process. The coding region runs from base 92 to 1015 and encodes 307 amino acids. Lineage: Eukaryota; Viridiplantae; Streptophyta; Magnoliopsida; Rosales; Rosaceae. Gene Ontology annotation, cellular component: cell wall; apoplast. Gene Ontology annotation, molecular function: hydrolase activity, hydrolyzing O-glycosyl compounds; xyloglucan:xyloglucosyl transferase activity.
GCUAAUACACAACUAAGCAAAGAUUAUGAACCUCCCAAUAAAUACCAUAAACUUGGAAGCAUUUUUGUUAAUCUACUACAUCUAACAAACAAUGGCAUUUUUCCAAGGAAAAAUACACUUCUGGUGUAUUUUGAUCUUGUGUUGUAUGUCUAUGUUGGUUUCCUCCAACAGGCUCUACACGAGUCCAAGCGUUCCUCGUUUAACCGAUGUUUUUCCUCGUGUUUCGAUUGAUAGAGGGUUUUCCAAAGUUUUUGGAGGCUCAAAUGUUCAGGUCAUCAAUGGAUCCAUGGCCACUCUUGCUCUUGACAAAAACUCAGGAUCUGGAUUGGCAUCGGUAAACAAAUUUCACUACGGAUUCUUCAGUGCUGCAAUCAAGCUGCCUGCUGGUCUCACUUCUGGGGUUGUAGUGGCUUUCUAUCUGUCUAAUGCAGAUGUGUUCCCUCACAAUCAUGAUGAGAUAGACAUAGAACUCUUGGGCCACGAUAAAAGAAAUGAUUGGGUCAUCCAAACAAAUAUAUAUGCAAAUGGAAGCGUAAACACAGGAAGAGAGGAGAAAUUCUAUCUCUGGUUUGACCCAACACUACAGCACCAUCAGUACAGCAUCAUCUGGAACAACCAUCAUACAGUGUUUCUAGUGGACAACGUCCCAGUGAGGGAGUUUCAGCACAGCAGUUCAUUUUUCCCAUCAAAACCCAUGUCAGUUUACGCAACAAUAUGGGAUGCAUCAGAUUGGGCAACUCAUGGAGGAAAAUAUCCAGUUAACUAUAAGUAUGCACCAUUUAGGGUUUCGUUUGCAGAGAUGGAGAUGAGUGGCUGCAUAUCCAAUCCCACCGGAACAGUGACGUCUUGUGUUCGGAGCAAUCCCUCGAGCGUGGACCCCGUCGAGGGGCCGGAGUUUGUUAAGUUGUCUAGUCAACAAAUUGGCGCAAUGGAUUGGGCAAGAAGUAAACUCAUGUUUUACUCUUACUGUAAAGAUACAAAAAGGUUUAAAGUUAUGCCACCAGAGUGCAAAUAAUUAUUUUUGAAACAUUAUUAAUUUAUCAUGCUGAUUAUACUGUAAACAAUUGCAAUAUUAUACAAUUCCAUAUUCAAAUUGUUCA